AUGGUGACAGUUAGAACACUGAUUGCAUUGGCAGCAUCAAGAGGUUGGAACUUGUAUCAAAUAGAUGUCUAUAAUAUAUUUUUGCAAGGAGAUCUAUAUGAAGAGGUGUACAUGGAGCUUCCUCAGGGAUUCAGAAAGGGAGAUAGCUUUGUGACAGUCUUGAUAUAUGUGGAUGAUUUGUUAAUAACAGGGAAUGAUGAAAGUCUCAUAAAGGAGACAAAAAAUGUACUACAUCAUAAGUUCAAAGUGAAAGACCUUAGAGAAUUGAGGUACUUUCUUGGAAUAGAGAUCAUGAGAUCAAGAAAGAGAAUCGUGUUAAAUCAAAGAAAGUAUGCAUUGCAAUUAGUGUCAGAUAUGGGAUUAGGAGGAACUAAGCCAGCAGCAACACCUGUUGAUUUGAAUCAGAGAUUCACUUCACAAGAGUAUGAUCAACAUACGGGUGCAAGAGGAGAUGAGUCACUACCUGAUGCAUCGGCCUAUCAAAGGAUCAUUGGGAGAUUGCUUUACCUAACAAUUACCAGACCAGAUAUUAGCUAUGUCGUACAGACUCUAAGUCAAUUUAUUCAAGCACCCAAGAGAUCUCACUGGGAUGUAGCAGUUAGAGUGGUAAAGUGCAUCAAGAAAGAUCCAGGAAUAGGAAUACUUAUGAGCAGUCUACAGUCAGAUACUUUAACCUGCUACUGUGAUGCUGAUUGGGAAGCAUGCCCUAACACAAGAAGAUUAGUGACUGGGUUCUUAGUAAAAUUUGGGGAGUUCCUAAUAUCCUGGAAAUCGAAGAAACAACAGACAAUUUCAAGAAGCUCUGCAGAAGCAAAAUACAGGAGUUUAGCAACAGCUACAACAUAA
Molecule: messenger RNA, 846 nt
Organism: Nicotiana tabacum (common tobacco)
Lineage: Eukaryota; Viridiplantae; Streptophyta; Magnoliopsida; Solanales; Solanaceae
Source: RefSeq, a predicted model, not a curated record